Molecule: messenger RNA, 2871 nt
Organism: Echinops telfairi (small Madagascar hedgehog)
Lineage: Eukaryota; Metazoa; Chordata; Mammalia; Afrosoricida; Tenrecidae
Gene: TLR9
Product: toll like receptor 9
Exons: 2
Coding region: 1-2871 (956 amino acids)
Biological process (GO): positive regulation of interleukin-6 production; canonical NF-kappaB signal transduction; defense response to virus
Cellular component (GO): plasma membrane
Molecular function (GO): protein binding; pattern recognition receptor activity
Source: RefSeq, a predicted model, not a curated record
AUGCUGACCGUGGCGCCGGCCCUGGGCACCCUGCCUGCCUUCCUGCCCUGUGAGCUGCGGCCCCACGGCCAGGUGGACUGCAACUGGCUUUUGCUGAAGUCCGUGCCCCACUUCCCCGCCGGGGCAGCCCGUGCCAACGUCACCAGCCUGUCCCUGCGCUCCAACCGCAUCCACCACCUCCUCGCCUCGGACUUCGCCCACCUGCCCAGCCUGCGGCGCCUGGAUCUGAAGUGGAACUGUCCACCAGCCGGCCUCAGCCCCAUGCACUUCUCCUGCCGCAUGACCAUCGAGCAGGGCACCUUCCUGGCCGUGCCCAGCCUGGAGGAGCUGAACCUGAGCUACAACAGCAUCAGCACAGUGCCCGCCCUGCCCGCCUCCCUCGUGUCCCUGUCCCUGAGCCGCACCAACAUCCUGGUGCUCGGGGCCCCCUCCUUCGCCGGCCUGCGAGCCCUGCGCUCUCUCUUCGUGGACGGCAACUGCUACUACAAGAACCCCUGCGCGGGAGCGCUGACCGUGGCCCCGGGCGCCUUCCUGGGCCUGGACAACCUCACCCACCUGUCCCUUAAGUACAACAACCUCACGGCUGUGCCCCUCGGCCUGCCGCCCCGCCUGAAGUCCCUGCUCCUGUCCUACAACCACAUCAUCCGCCUGGGGCCUGGGGACCUGGCCAACCUGACCGCCCUGCAAGUGCUGGACAUGGGCGGGAACUGCCGCCGCUGUGACCACGCCCGCAACCCCUGCAGGGAGUGCCCGCGCGGCUUCCCGCAGCUGCACCCGGAUGCCUUCCGCCACCUGCACCGCCUCGAGGGCUUGGUGCUCAAGGACAGCUCUCUGCACACGCUGGACGCAGCCUGGUUCCGCGGCCUGGACAACCUCACCGUGCUGGACCUGAGUGAGAACUUCCUUCACGACUGCAUCGCCAAGACGGAGGCCUUGAGGAAUCUGACGCGCCUGCGCAGGCUCAACCUGUCCUUCAACUACGACAAGAAGGUGUCCUACGCCUACCUGCACCUGGCGCCCGCCUUCGCCAGCCUGGUCUCUCUGCAGGAGCUGGACCUCCACGGCCUCUUCUUCCGCUCGCUCCACCAGACGUUCCACCCGCUGCUCCGCCUGCCCGCCCUCCGGCGGCUGCGGCUGCAGAUGAACUUCAUUGACCAGGCCCGGCUGAGCAUCUUCGGGGCCUUCCCCGACAGCCUGAGCUACGUGGACCUGUCCUACAACCGCAUCAGCGGGGCCUCUGCGCGGCGGGCCGGGGGCCGCGGGGUCCGACUGCCGUCUGCAGGCUCCCCGGGCUCCGAGGACUUCAUGCCGAGCUGCACCUCCCUCCCCUUCACCUUGGACCUGUCCCGCAACAACCUGGUGAGCGUGCAGCCUGAGAUGUUCGCCCGGCUCUCGCGGCUGCAGUGCCUCCUCCUGAGCCGCAACAGCAUCGCGCAGGCCGUCAACGGCUCGCAGUUCGUGUGGCUGACCGGCCUGCGGGUGCUGGACCUGUCCCACAACAAGCUGGACCUGUACCACCACCGCUCCUUCACAGAGAUGCCGCGGCUCGAGGCCCUGGACCUCAGCUUCAACAGCCAGCCCUUCAGCAUGCAGGGCGUGGGCCACAACCUGAGCUUCGUGGCCGCCCUGCCCGCCCUGCGCCACCUCAGCCUGGCCCACAAUAACAUCAACGGCCUCGUGUCCCCGCAGCUCCAUAGCCGCUCCCUGCUGGCUCUGGACUUCAGUGGGAACGCCCUGGGCCGCAUGUGGGCCGAGGGCAACAUCUACCUGCACUUCUUCAGUGGUCUGACGCGCCUGCUGCUCCUCGACCUGUCCCAGAACCGCCUGAGCACGCUUGUGCCCAGCACCCUGGACACGCUCCCCAAGACCGUGCGGCUGCUGCGGCUGCGGGACAAUCAUCUGGCCUUCUUCAACUGGAGCGGCCUGGCCCUGCUGCCCAGCCUGCAGGAGCUCGACCUGGCCGGGAACCAGCUGAAGGCCCUGAGCAACGGCAGCCUGCCCGCGGGCACGGGCCUCCGGCGGCUGGACCUCAGCUGCAACCACAUCCAUCUGGUGGAGCCCGGCUUCUUCUCCCGGGCCGCGCAGCUGCGUGAGCUCAACCUGAGCGCCAACGCCCUCAGGACGGUGGACCCCUCGUGGUUCGGGCUCCAGGCGGGCGCCCUGACCGUUCUGGACGUGAGCGCCAACCCUCUGCACUGCGCCUGCGGGGCGGGCUUCGUGGACUUCCUGCUGGAGGUGCAGGCCGCCGUGCCCGGGCUGUCCCGGCGCGUGAGGUGCGGCAGCCCCGGGCAGCUGCAGGGCUGCAGCAUCUUCCAGCAGGACCUGCGCCUCUGCAGGGAUGAGGCCCUCUCCUGGGACUGCUUCGGCCUCUCCCUGCUGGCCGUGGCCCUGACGCUGGCCGCGCAGGGCGCGGUGGCCGACUGGGUGUACCAGGAGCUGCGGGUGCGGCUGGAGGAGCGCCGGGGCCGCCGGGCCCUGCGCCUGUGCCUGGAGGAGCGGGACUGGUUGCCCGGCAGGACGCUCUUCGAGAACCUGUGGGCCGCCGUCUACGGCAGCCGCAAGACGCUGUUCGUGCUGUCCCGCACGGAUCGCGUCAGCGGCCUCCUGCGGGCUGGCUUCCUGCUGGCCCAGCAACGCCUGGUGGAAGACCGGGAGGACGUGGUGGUGCUGGUCAUGCUGCGCUCUGACCGCCACCGCUCCCGCUAUGUGCGGCUGCGCCAGCGCCUCUGCCGGCAGAGCGUCCUCCUCUGGCCCCACCAGCCCAGCGGCCAGGGCAGCUUCUGGGCCCAGCUGGCCGUGGCCCUGACCAGGGACAACCACCACUUCUAUAACAAGAACUUCUGCCGAGGCCCUGCCGCCGAACCCUCGUGA